Mesorhabditis belari is the source of this 1149-nucleotide messenger RNA. NCBI's taxonomy places the organism in Eukaryota, Metazoa, Nematoda, Chromadorea, Rhabditida, Rhabditidae. The record is from the annotation of a GenBank genome assembly.
AUGAUCUCUGUAACAGUAGCCGCACACGGUGGUCGAGGAAAACGGGUUGUUGGUGGAAAUUUAAAGGCGUAUGGCAGUGGUCGGCUCUCCAUUUGUGAUCUCGACAUUCCACCGGAAAAAUUGGAAAUUCAUCAGAAAAGCAAUUUCAGCAAAUUUUGGUCAAAUCUCUUCGAGAAACUGUUAGCAUUAACACUGGUUCUCUUUCAAACAUGUUUCCCCUUUUUGAACAGACUCUUCGAGAAGCCGAAACAGGAUAACAUUGAGGCGAGAUUGGCGGCUCGUCGAAGCAGAUCACUCAAAUUGCCUCCACCACCAAUACAGAAACUCAAUGCUAAAGUGCUUCUGGAAGUUUUCUCAUAUCUAGAAGGAUCGAGUUUGGUUGCUUGUGAAGGAGUGUGCAAAAGAUGGAGAAAAAUCAUCGAAAAGCAUGUGGAUGAGUUGCCGAAAGUCGGCAAAGAUCAGAUCCGGAUCCUUUUUGAUGAGGGCGAGAUUGUGAUCUAUCCACUCGAUUCUCGAAAAACUUCAACGAGAUAUCCGAUGCCGAAUCUGCAGAGAUUAGCAAUUCUUCUUCGCCAUCUUUCUACUUUAUCCCUUUUUGUUCGCGGUCUGAUCCCAAUUGAGGCAACUCCCGUCUUGAGAAGUCUUUGUAAUCUCCAUUUGCGACCACAACAGAUCUAUUUCAUUUGGAGUAAAUUCUCCGUGGAAAGUAUAUCUUUGUUAGAAGAGUUAAUCAUUUGCAAUGCGGAAACUCUCACCGAUAUCGGAUUUGAAGAGUGCAGUCCAAAUGUCUAUUUAUCGGAUCGAUUAAUCUUUCCAAUUGUCCAUCAACUUCAAUCACUUCGGAUAUGGAAUGAUGCAAAGAGUGGACCGCAUAAUAUCACUGAUGCCACUCUGGCACAAUUGACUAGAAAUCUCGAAAAGGGCUGUCGAUUGGAGACUCUUGAUCUCACUUCUUGUCGUGUCACUUCAACAGCGAUUGCUCGUUUGAUCUAUGCAUGGGCACUUCAUCCAAGCUCUGAUGUUAGCAUCACUCUCAAUUUUUGUUCGGAUGUUUACCGCUGCGAUGUCCUCAAUCAAUUAUCCCAAAGAAGUAUCCAUCUACAAAAUGGGAAAUUGGCGAGAAAUGGUUGCGUGCUCACGAUAUCGUGU